Molecule: messenger RNA, 1894 nt
Organism: Microplitis mediator
Lineage: Eukaryota; Metazoa; Arthropoda; Insecta; Hymenoptera; Braconidae
Exons: 3
Coding region: 162-1751 (529 amino acids)
Source: RefSeq, a predicted model, not a curated record
ACUUUUGGGGUAUCGAUUGUUGCGCAUGUGUCCUCCAACCCACACGAUAUAUCGAUACUCGCAAUCGAAUGUUUUGAAUUUAAAAUUAACUUCAGUUUAUGGAAACCAUUUGAUUUGAAGAUCAUUAUAAAUAAUAAUUAAUUAAUUAAUUAAAUUUAAUUAUGGACCCGCUUGAUAAUCAUCUUGAAAAUAUUUCUGAUAAACUUUUGAAUUAUCUAUCAAAUAGUUGUAGAAAACCAAUUGAUCCUGCUGGUGAUAAAAGAACAGCAAGAUCUCCAAUUAUUUUUGAUUUGAUAGCUGGAGUUGAAGAAGCUGACUUUAAUUAUGACCAAAAAUCCUUGGGAUCCAAAAACUGUUCAUGUUCUUAUCACGCUGAUUAUGAUAAACCUCAAAUUAUUGAACCAUCUGCUGCUACCAGUCCACAGGUCAAAUGGAACAAACAUUUAACGUUUUUACGUAUCAUGACUUGGCUGAAGUCAUGUGUAAAAAAAGACUGUGACGUUUCAGUAAAUGAUAUCCGCAAACUGGUUGAACAGUUGAAGAAAAAUCGAGGAAAUAAAUUGAAGAGAAGUGAACCUACACGAAUUUCUAUGAUGAUCAAGAGAAAGAAGAAGAAGAAAAAUUUAAUUAAUGAUGACGAUUUUGAAGUGGUAAAAAUAAUAAGAAACGGAACGGAAAUUAAUUAUACUAACGGUGAAGUUUCAAUGGUAAAGACGGCUAAAAAAUCAGUCCUGCCAGAAAAAGAUGUAGAGGACAGUCAACAUAGUCCAGAAGUGAGUUUUGGUGAAGAUUCUAUUCCCAAAAAAUUAUUCAGUCAAGGGGACAGUAUCGCUGACAGUGGAGUCGGGCUUCAAGAUUCAAUUGGCAGUCAAUUGGAAUCGCAAAUGCAGAGCGAAAGUAAUUAUAGUUUAGUUUCUGAGUCUGUCGAGUCAUUCAAACAAUCAAAGUCAAUAAAUUCUUUUAAACGACCCCAUGAUGUUAAGAUACAAGAGAUCCAGGAAAAAGACUAUCCGAUAUCAUCACAGCAACUGAUGCUAGUUUUUGAAGAAUGUCAGCUAGACGACUUCGCGCUCACUAUCACUCGCACUUUUCUCGAUGACUUUGUCUCCGAAGAAACUCUCAAUAAUAUUUAUGAGAAUAAAACAAUUGUUGUAGAAGCUCUGCAAACAAUUGGAGACUUUGUCAAUCAAUUGGAAAGACGAGAAAAUACUGACGUAUCAAUCUGUCAUUUCUUUGUCAAAUGUAUCGUCUCAACUAUCAAAAACAUCUUCAGCAACUCGUCCUACAAAAAUCUUACGAAUAUGCAGAGACAACUUUGUAUAUCAGUAGUACUAGAACUCAACAAAUCCCCAAAUAUUUUGAAAGAAACUUUGAAUUUUCUGAUCACGGAGCUGUUGGACUUAACGAUGGACGAAACCCAACUGAGGGACAGUCGGCUGAAGAAUUCAAUUGACAGACAACAACUUUUGAUUUUGUAUGGAUUAGAAACGGUAAUUACAAAAUACAGCGCGAUGUUGAAGUGUGAAGCAGCUGAAGUGAACGAUGAAUCAACUUCGGAAGUAACUCGUAUGUGGCGAAGAAAUUGGGUGUCUUACAUCAAUCACUUAUCGAGUCCCCAACAGCAAGUUCCCGCUGAAGAUUUAAAUUUGUAUUUAAAAACAAAUUUGAAUAUAUUAUUAGCAAACUAUAAAUCCACAAAUUCUUUGAAGACAGAGUGGGUUUCUAAAUUGAUCUGUUUACUGUCAGAAUAAUUUAAAUUUAAGUUUUAACUUUUAUAAUUUUUUGGUUUUAAAAAAUUAUUUAUUUUAACGGAUAUUUAUUAUUUAUAAAAUUUGAGAAUUUUAAGUCACGUUAAUUAUUGUAAAACUUAACAAAAUAAAUAAAAGUAUCGUAU